UUUGACAGAAACCCAUGUUUUCUUUUUCUUAUCAUUAAAUUAUUCAUCUCAUUGAUUCCUUCUUCACCUUUCUUAGGUACAUCUUUUCCAAGGCAGUCAAUAUCUAGGAAAAAAAUCCUAGUAUUUCUCUCCAACAUCCUUCACCUUCUUCUCUCUGUAUUUUCCCUAAACCAGAGUACCACUACCAGCCAUGGCUGCUAAGCUGGUUAUUUUCUUCUUCUCUGUAUUGAUUGGAUGCAGGGCGGCUGCUUCUGCUGCUGGGAAUCUCUUCCUCAGGGAUUUCGAUAUAACAUGGGGAGAAGGAAGAACAGAGUUUAAUAAUAGAGGAAAAGUUCUUAGUCUAUCACUUGAUAAAGACUCUGGAUCCGCUUUUCAAUCAAAGAAAAAGUAUAUGUUUGGGAGAUUUGAUAUUCAAAUGAAACUAGUCCCUGGAAACUCCGCCGGCACCGUGACUUCAUUUUACUUGUCCUCGCUUGGAAAUGCCCACGACGAGAUAGAUUUCGAGUUCUUGGGGAAUUUGAGUGGAGAUCCUUACAUUCUUCAUACUAAUGUAUUCAGUCAAGGUGGAGGAGGAAGAGAACAACAGUUUUAUCUAUGGUUUGAUCCAACUAUUGAUUUCCAUACUUAUUCCAUCGUUUGGACGCCCAAACAAAUCAUGCUUUGUGUGGAUGGAAUAGCUAUUAGAGAAUUCAAGAACUUGGAAUCAAUUGGUGUGCCAUAUCCAAAUAAUCAAUCUAUGAGAGUAUAUGGAAGUUUAUGGAAUGCUGAUUUUUGGGCAACAAGAGGUGGGCUUGUUAAGACGGAUUGGAGUAAGGCUCCAUUCAUAGCUUCUUACAAGAACUUCAAUGCAAUUGAUUGGUCUUCAUCUUCUUCAUCAUCUUCAUGUGGGUCGAAUCCUAUAAGGAGGAGAGGAGGAGAUUCGGGGUCGGAUUCAGAUUGGGAAAUGGAAGAAAGGGUGAAAUGGGUGAAGAAGAAAUACAUGAUAUAUGAUUAUUGUCAGGAUCUUGAGAAACAUUCUCAUGGUCUUCCUUCAGAAUGUUUACUGGCGGCGGCGCCACCGCCACCGCCACCACCACCACCGCCAACGCCGGCGAGAACACGGCGGCAGAAGAUGAAGAACAAACAUGUUGUUAUUGGUGUUGUUUAA
This is a messenger RNA of Impatiens glandulifera, 1147 nucleotides long. RefSeq names its product xyloglucan endotransglucosylase/hydrolase 2-like. The record is from RefSeq and is a predicted model, not a curated record. Gene Ontology annotation, biological process: cell wall biogenesis; xyloglucan metabolic process. Gene Ontology annotation, cellular component: cell wall; apoplast. The coding region runs from base 191 to 1147 and encodes 318 amino acids. Gene Ontology annotation, molecular function: hydrolase activity, hydrolyzing O-glycosyl compounds; xyloglucan:xyloglucosyl transferase activity. Lineage: Eukaryota; Viridiplantae; Streptophyta; Magnoliopsida; Ericales; Balsaminaceae. The transcript has 2 exons.